This is a messenger RNA of Brienomyrus brachyistius, 2579 nucleotides long. It is a transcript of the gene nub1, whose product is annotated as negative regulator of ubiquitin-like proteins 1. The record is from RefSeq and is a predicted model, not a curated record. The transcript has 15 exons. Bases 150 to 1931 code for a protein of 593 amino acids. Gene Ontology annotation, biological process: regulation of ubiquitin-dependent protein catabolic process. Lineage: Eukaryota; Metazoa; Chordata; Actinopteri; Osteoglossiformes; Mormyridae. Gene Ontology annotation, molecular function: protein binding.
GUCAUAUGGUUAUAUUGACCCUAAUGGCUUUCCGUAGUCAGGAAGUCUAGCAAGAUAACGGCGCAAUACGCAGCCGUGAGCCCUCAGUAGAUGGGAUUGUCAGCACUUUAUGAUUAAUUUAUUUUCUGUUAGCACUUAAAGCAACGAAAAUGGCAGAAGAAUAUAUGCAGUCCAAGCUUAGGGAGUAUCUGAAAAAUAAGGACAUUAAGCUUUGGGAGUCUCCAUAUACAAGUAAAGACAAAGAAUCCGGAACUCGGGCAAUAAAGGAACUUGCUACUCAGUGUGCCUCCGCCUUGGGAUUCCCCGAGUCUGAGGUCGAAGCGACGCUAGAGUCCAUCAGAAGCCAGGCGGUGAAAAGGCUCAGUGGGAACAGCAUGUAUAAGGAGACCUGUGUCGCUACGCUGGAGCUCAUCCUGCCGAAGGCUCUGAAGAAGGAGCCUGGGAAAAGGACUUUUUUUGAAACGAAACUGGAUGUUACAGCCCAAGAGGUCAUGAAUAAGAUAUCUGAAAAGUAUGAAAUCAAGUACAUCACCUUGGUUUUUCGUGGAAACAUAUUGAAUCCAGAUAAGAACCUCAAUGAGCAAAACAUCAAGCACAACUCCAAGGUCAUGAUCCUACAGAAGAGUGAGCCGGAGAAGCAGCAAGAAGUGGUGCAAGAAGAACAGAAGGUCAGGUUUCAGGAUGAAAGCCUGAGGAGAACUAAGAAGGGCUUUGAGAUUCUGUCUGCGAGAGAUGGCAGCGAGGACCCAGAGACGACACCAUAUUUGGAGAUUGCAGACCAGAAAGGAAAUCCCCUGAAAAUUCCACCCAAUGAGAAGAAGGCUCUCAUCCUGGCCAUGGGCUUCCACGAGAAAGGCCGGGCAUUAUGCAAGAAGAAGGAACACCAGAUGGCGCUGUAUCAUUUACUGGAGGCAGACUGUAACUUUAAUAAGUGCCGCUCUGAGCUGUUGAACACUGUGGACAACUACGCCGUCCUCCAGCUGGACAUUGUGUGGUGCUACCGUAUGCUGGAGAUGCUCACCUGUCUGGACGAGGCAAAGAGGAGGCUGGAGAGGGCAGAGGAGUACUUCCUCAAAUGCUACGGGGAGCAGAAGGAGAGGCUCCUCCAGAUUAAGGGCAACACUGGGCGGGAGGAGGUUCUGUUCCUGAGGCUACACCUGCUGCAGUGCCUGAUGGCAUGGCUGAGCGGGAACGAGCGGCACGCCACAAAGCUACUGGUCAAGGUGGAGAAGCUGUACAAGGAGCUGCACAUGGACCCAAAUAAGAUUUCGAGGGUGACUGAGCUAGGCUUCACCACCCAGGAGGCUCGCCUGGGCCUGAGGGCCUGCAGUGGGGACGUCAAUGCAGCUGCCUCCUACCUCACCGAAAGGAAGGAGGAGAAGCAGAAGAUGGAGGCGGCAGAGAGGGAGAAGAGGAGGCGUCGCCUGGAGGCCAUCAACACCUUGCAGGAGUUGGGCUACUCCAGGAAGGAUGCGGCCAGAGCGCUCCAUAAAGCCGAGGGGAAUGUGGACAUGGCUUUUAAUAUCCUGGAGGAGGCCAAUAAUAAUGCUGGAGAAGAGGAUUCAGAGGCCAAGGUCCAGAAGUUGAUCUACCUGGGAUUCGAACGGAAACAGGUGGAGGACGCCCUCAGACAGGCGCAGGGUGACAUCCAGCGGGCCUCCGAGCUCCUGCUGGAGCCCCCUGGUCAGCUGUCCCCCUCCACGCCAUCCUCCCCCUCCGAGGAACCGAGCACCUCCUCUGAGUCGACUGGCCCCGGAAGCUCCGGGGAGGAACCGAUGGAUGUCGAUGUGGUCAACGAGGUCUUGGACGACAUCUCCAGCCACGAGGAAGAUUACUUGGAUGUCACACUCGAGGAAGAGUGCGAGUUGAUUAACCAGAUGAAGCAAAAUCUCAAGCCAUACCUCCAGCAGGACAGCAUGUCACCCAGCUAAGCAGCCUGUUUGUUUUUUUUGCACUCGGGUGUUCGGUUAGGUAUGAGGAUGUUGUACAGGUUUCUUUUUUAGCUUUCGUUAAUAACCUAUUGCAGGAUUCCCAGUUGAAUGCCAGCGUAUUCAGAUUUAUAUCUUUUUUUUUUUUUUUGCUAUAUUCACGAGGAAUUAAAAAAACUCAUAUUGUUCAAAUGACAAGAAAAAUUUAAGGUUGCAGUUUAUUUCCAGGGGGAUUCAUGGAAAAGUUGGUGCACUUUAGCCCAGAUUUUACAUGGUUUAGAUCUGAGGAUUUAGUUUUUACAGGCUGAAGAACUGGCAAAUAAAGAAGGAAAAAAUGUUGAUCUGUAUGUUUUCAUAGCAGUUUGUUUUUGGCUUCACCAUAAUGCCGUCACCAAGAAGCCAUGAUUUCAGUAUUUCUGUUCUUUCCCAAUCCUUUCAUUCAUUUAAACAUAUAUAUGACAUUUAUAGAAUUUAAUAUAUGGGCACAACUGGUGACUAUUUUGUUCUGCAUUUUUACAAAGGAAUAAUUUUGGUUAGUUUGCAAAAUUACUCUGUGACAUUGGAAAAGAUUGUGCUUCCCUCAGAUCUCAGAUGUUUGUAUAGAAUGAUAUUUUGGUUGAAAUGCAAUAAAUUUUCUGGGUUUUGUUUCAA